Molecule: messenger RNA, 1548 nt
Organism: Hirsutella rhossiliensis
Lineage: Eukaryota; Fungi; Ascomycota; Sordariomycetes; Hypocreales; Ophiocordycipitaceae
Product: FAD binding domain-containing protein
Exons: 4
Coding region: 1-1548 (515 amino acids)
Molecular function (GO): FAD binding; oxidoreductase activity
Source: RefSeq, a predicted model, not a curated record
AUGAGGCUCCUCCCCUUCUCGGCUUCGAGCCUCAUCCUCGCCGCAGCCGUUAUUGCCGCCGCCGCCGCCUCCGAUCCCCCAAGUAAGAGCCAAAGCUUGGACAACUGUGUAGCAAAAGUCUUCGGCAAAGAUGUCAACGCAAGGGUUGUGUCUCCCAAUAACAAAACCUACACGGACGCCCGUAUGGGCGAGUCGAUCCAGUAUGAUCAGCUGCCCUUGCUCAUCGCCUACGCCAGCGACGCCGGCCAGGUCGCGCCUCUCAUCAGCUUCAUGGCCUACUCGGCCCUGACGGACACGCUCGUCAUCGACGUCACGCACAUUGACGGCGUACACGUGUCCACCGACAAGAAGACGGCGCGCGUCGGUGCCGGCAUCCGCCUGGGUGCGCUGUACACGGCACUGAGCCGGCACGGCCGCGACUGGCCCGGCGGCAUCUGCCCAACCGUUGGCCUGUCCGGCUUCCUCGGCGCCGGCGGCUUCAACAUGCAGAUGCGCCAGCUCGGCCUAGGCGCCGACCACGUCCUCGCCGCCCGCGUCGUCCUCGCCGACGGCCGCUCCGUCGUCGACGCCUCCCCCGUCCAUCACCCGGACCUCUUCUGGGCUGUCCGCGGCGGCGGCGGAGGCUCCUACGGCGUCGUCGUCGAGUGGACCCUCGCCCUGUCGCGCUUCCCACGCUCGUCCAUGGUGCAGAUCAAGUGGGACGAGCCCGGUUCUCGCGUUGACUUGGCCGUCCGCUUCUUCGACUGGGCGCCCCGGACGGACCCCAGGUUCAUGAGCUCCAUCAACGUGUACAAGAACCGCACCGAGGUGCUGGGCUGGUGUCUGGGCUGCCGCCUCGACCACGCCAGGGCCCUCGUCAACCAAUCCGGCCUGCUCGCCAUCGGCACGCCCGAGGUACACAUUGCAGGGGGCUGCAACACCGACAACGCCCGCAUGUUCGGCUACUUUACCAGCGAAUGCUUCCGAGACGACGCCGAAAUCGCCAAGCGCGUGCCCCUCGGCAUGAACGUGGUCCAGCAGCCCUUUGCGCCCCUCGACGGCCACGCGCCCUUUACCUGGAACCAGACGCGCCAGAACCCGGGCGCGCCCCGGGCCCUGCCCUGGUCCCGCUUCCGCCGCAUCAGCAAGUCCUUCUUCGUCCAAAAGGACCGCCCGCUGACCCUCCAGACCAUCCGCGGCCUUGUCGACCGGCUGACGGAGCUGCCAGACGAGGCUUCCGGCUGGGGCGAGUGGCACGCGUGGAACAUCACCGGCCCCCGAGAUCAGGCGGCUUUCGCCUGGAGGGACAAGGCAUAUGCCCAUCUCGAGUUCAUCCUUACCGGCUCUGAGGACAUGGCCAAGCAGGCGAGAUACCGCCAGUGGGUGGACAAGCUCGAGCACUUCCUUCGACCGCGGGUUGGGCCUGCCUCGUACCCGGGCUACAUGGACUCCGGCAUAUCGACCGACCCUCUGUCAUCGUAUUACGGAUACAAUGUGCGUAGGCUGUCGAGCAUAAAGCGCAAGUAUGACCCCUCCAACUUCUUCGAUAACCCUCUGGGCAUCCGAUGA